AUGCGUUUCUCCGUUCCCGCAGCAAUCUUUUGUGCCCUUUGUUCGACCGUCACCGCUACCCCUGGCCCUGGAACCACCCACGCCAAUCUUCAAGCCCGUCAACCCAUUUCCAAAGACGGCAAAUCAAGCGCCAAAGGCAAACUAAACAGAGCUGCACCUUGCGCUCAAGAAGGAGAGUAUUGCAGGGUGGCCGCUGAUUGUUGUGGCGCUCUGUUGUGUGGCGAAAAUGGGUGCUUCAAGCUGAAAUCUAUGAACCCCCGGGGAUUAAUGGAUUAA
Molecule: messenger RNA, 276 nt
Organism: Pyricularia grisea
Lineage: Eukaryota; Fungi; Ascomycota; Sordariomycetes; Magnaporthales; Pyriculariaceae
Exons: 1
Coding region: 1-276 (91 amino acids)
Source: RefSeq, a predicted model, not a curated record